Molecule: messenger RNA, 1470 nt
Organism: Spirodela intermedia
Lineage: Eukaryota; Viridiplantae; Streptophyta; Magnoliopsida; Alismatales; Araceae
Source: the annotation of a GenBank genome assembly
AUGGACCUGGCGCGACUGGCACACAGACAUCGCUCAAACACCGCCGCAGAGGGCGAACCCCGGGAGCAUAAGAGGGGCCACGGGAUCCACCUCCCAUCCACUAUCUCCAACGUUCUGCAGCUGCACCUCGAACCUCACUUCCCAUCCCCCCUUCUCAGGAUACACCAUCGCGGCGACGACUCCACCGACUGCUCUACCGCCCGCAGGAACACCCCGAUCCCAUCCGCAAGAAAGUCCAUCGGCUUCAAGUGGCGGGAGUUACAUGGCGCCCAUGACUGGGACGGCCUCCUGGAGCCCUUACAUGAGUGCCUCCGCCACGAGCUCAUCAAGUACGGGGAGCUCACUCAGGCCACGUACGACGCCUUCGACGCCGAGAAGCACUCCCGCUACCGCGGCAGCUGUUUCUAUGGUCGCGACCGUCUCUUUCCGAAGCUGGGCCUCACGCGACAUGGUUACGAGGUCACCAGUUACCUCUACGCCAUGUCCAACAUCGACAUACUCGACUGGGUUGUGCGCCCCGAGGUCGCCGGGCCGUGGAGCACGAAAUCCAACUGGAUGGGUUACGUGGCCGUCAGCAACGCCGAGGAAACCAGUCGGAUUGGCCGGAGGGACAUCGUCGUGGCAUGGCGCGGCACCGUCAGGGUGUCCGAAUGGUACAAGGACGCGCAGAUCCUUUUCAAGCCUCUCCGAGGAGACGCAAAGGUGGAGCAUGGCUUCCUGAGCCUCUACCACGACAAGGAACAGUCCAGCCGCUUCAACGAGGAGAGCGCCUCCGAGAUGGUAAUGAGGGAGAUCAGACGGCUGGUGAAGAUCUACGGCGAGCGGGACGAGGAGGUGAGCUUGACCGUCACGGGGCACAGCCUCGGGGGUGCGCUGGCGCUCCUGAGCGCCCACGAGGCUGCGGCGGCCGCCAUCCCCGGCCUCUCCCACGUCAGUGUCAUCUCCUUCGGGGCCCCACGGGUUGGGAACCGGGAAUUCGUGAAGGAGCUGGAGGAUCGGGGCGUUAAGGUGCUCCGCCUAGUGAACAAGCAGGAUCUGGUACCAAGGAUGCCCGGGGCCGUCUUCAACGAGAAGGUCGGGAAAUUCCUCCACAUGGAUAGGCUCAAGUUGUGGUACGCGCACGCAGGCGUGAAGCUGAAAGUAGAUGCGAGUGUGUCACCGUUCCUGAAGCACCACCCCCACGGUCCCCAGGACUUGGCUGGUUUCCACUGCCUGGAGACGUACCUGCACCUGGUAGACGGGCUCCACAGCCUGCGGGGGGGCUUCCGAAAGGAUGCAAAGAGGGACAUCGCGCUGGUAAACAAGUGGGGGGCGGCGUUGAGGGAUGACCUGCACAUUCCAUCGGGAUGGUUCCAGGCGAGUAUGAAGGAGAUCCAAACCGAUUCCCGCGGCCUGCUGGUGGCGCGCAGGAGGGAGCCCGAGGACGUACCCCAGCCACCGCGCUCUCCCUUGACGGCACCGUGCAACUAA